AUGGCCGCCAAAGCUGCAGCGGCCGAGCUCUGGGCACAGGCAGGCCUGCCUCCAUCCGCCCUCGCGCACCUCAGCCUCCCGCCCUCGCCCUCGCCUCCUCCCUCGUCCUUCGACGUGGACGCCGCCGCGCAAGCCGUCGUCGGCGUCGCAGCGCUCGCAGCCGCACACCUCCAUGCUCUGCGCACGCGUGACGACCUCUCCGCCGUGACCGUGCUCGCGCGAGAUGCGGCAGCCGAGUUCCGGUCGCAGGACCUUGCGCUCCUCGGCGGCGAAUCGGCUUUCGAGUGGGACGCGCUCGCCGGCGCCUACAAGGCCAAGCUCGGCGGCUGGAUUCGCCCGCACACCAACUGGCGGCACCACAAGGUCGGCCUGCUCGACCUGCUCGACCUCCCGCACGACGCGAGCAAGGCGCAGCUCGCCGAAGCUUUCGCCUCGCGCGACGCCGACGAGGUCGCAGAAGCCGCUAUGGACCGCGGUCUUGUCUGUACAGCUCUACGCUCGUUCGAAGAAUGGGACGCCCAUCCUCAAGGCCGCGCCGCUCUCGAACGCGCUCGUCACGGGCCCGUGCGCUUCUCGACGUCCGCGCCUCGACCACCUCGAGCUUUGCCUGCGUCUACGUCGCGUCGCCCACUCGACAGCGUGCGCGUCCUCGACCUGACCAGGGUUAUCGCCGGACCGGUCGCAGGGCGCGUGCUCGCAGGAUACGGCGCCGAUGUGCUCUGGGUCACUUCUCCAUCCCUUCCCUCCUUGCCCGGCCUCGACUUUGACACGUCUCGCGGCAAGCGCACCCUGCAACUCGACCUGCGCUCCUCGCCCGCCGACCGCGCCGCCUUCGAGCGGCUCGUGCGCGACGCCGACGUCCUCCUCGAGUCGUACCGACCCGGCGGCCUCGCCUCGCUCGGGUUCGGGCCCGAACGCCUCCGCGAACUCAACCCGGACAUCGGCGGGCCGUGGAGCAGGAGGAAAGGGUUCGACUCGCUCGUGCAGUUUGCGAGCGGGUUCGGCGAGGCUGAGGGGCGGGCUUGGAGCGAGUGGAGGAGCGGUCGAGCGGAUGAGGAGGACGGGACGGGCGAGUGGGCGCCGCGAGCGCUGCCGUGCCAGGUCCUCGACCACGCGACGGGCUACCUCACAGCCUUCGGCAUCCUCGCCGCCCUGUACCACCGCUCGACCUCGGGCGGCGCGCACCUCGUCACGACGACCCUGCUCGACACGGCGACCUGGCUGCGCUCGCUCGGCCGCACCGACGCCUCGACCUCGACCGAGCCGUUCUCGGUCCAUCUCGAGACGCAGGAGGAGCUGAGGGCGCGAGGAGGGACGGCGAGGCUCAGAGGGUGGGAGGGCAAGGAGGUCGAGUACGUCGAGCACGCGGCGAGGUUCGAGGGGGACGUCGAGGUGGGCUGGAGGACGGCGCCACAGGCCUAUGCGGACGGUGCGGCAGAGUGGCUGGCGCGAGGAGAGUAG
This is a messenger RNA of Rhodotorula graminis WP1, 1461 nucleotides long. RefSeq lists its product as uncharacterized. The record is from RefSeq and is a predicted model, not a curated record. Lineage: Eukaryota; Fungi; Basidiomycota; Microbotryomycetes; Sporidiobolales; Sporidiobolaceae. The transcript is spliced from 6 exons. Gene Ontology annotation, molecular function: catalytic activity. The coding region runs from base 1 to 1461 and encodes 486 amino acids.